Bombus terrestris (buff-tailed bumblebee) is the source of this 6302-nucleotide messenger RNA. It is a transcript of the gene Fas1, whose product is annotated as fasciclin-1. The record is from RefSeq and is a predicted model, not a curated record. Gene Ontology annotation, biological process: cell adhesion; extracellular matrix organization. Gene Ontology annotation, molecular function: cell adhesion molecule binding. Gene Ontology annotation, cellular component: extracellular matrix. Bases 472 to 2517 code for a protein of 681 amino acids. The transcript has 16 exons. NCBI's taxonomy places the organism in Eukaryota, Metazoa, Arthropoda, Insecta, Hymenoptera, Apidae.
GAGAGGGCGCAGUUCCGCGCCAUCCUCCGUAUCGUUGACACGUCCUACGAAAAGAGUGUAGAGAGUCAGUCGGUACGUUCGCUUCUCUCGUGACUCGUCUUGUGCAUUGAUCCUUGAUUUCUCGUGACACCGAGCGAUCUCGUCGUUCGGUUUCCACGAGCCUGUCGUUUCGUGGUCGACGGAGCACGUAAGCAUCUUCUUUAUUUCAAAUAACGCGCGUGCAUCGGACAGUGCGCGUGCCGUGCGACCGUUGGGUCGCUGACUUUCAAAACAGUCUCGAUCGCGCUCUCGACCUAUCGACGACGUUGUGCCGGAGGAGCGCGUAUAUCGACCCGUGAUCCUUUUCAAUCGUUCUUGCAUUCGUUUAUUCUCACUGUGUCGUCAGUACGAAAUUACCGUCUCGUAUAGUGGAUUGGUGAAUUUCGGGUGUGACAUUCUUUGUUCGGUUCAGUGAACAUUUCACGGGGAACUAUGUCGUCAACUGGCAACUAUCUGUUCACCGCGGUGAUUAUCCUGAUCGUCUCUGCGACCGGAAUCAUCGCCACUGUAACCAUGGAUGCCAAGAUUCGCGACGACUCUGACUUAUCCCAGUUUUAUCAGUUAUUGGAAGCAAGUCAGGUAGCUAACACCACGCUCACGUAUCGUCACGUGACGGUUUUCGCGCCAACAAAUCGAGCUUUCCAAAAGUACAGCGGAACUACGAAAAACUUGGUUCUCUACCAUAUGUCGAACUCUCCAAAAACGAUUGAGAACCUAGGGGAUUCUAUCUCGUCAGAGUUGGAAGGUAAUCCACCCUUGUGGGUCACCAAGAAACCUGGCACGCAUGGUCAGGAAGUCUACAUAAAUAAUGCGAAGAUCCUUAUGGAACGUAGCAAUUUCCAAUCGAAGGUUACCGUUGCUGGCGACGUAAUGACCCAGGUUUUACACAUAAUAAACGAAGUAUUGGAGCCAGUACGCUCGAAUUCCGCGGAAAUGCCAAUCUAUAGCCCGAACGCCUUCGAAUUUCUAAAUCAAAGUGAAAAUCUCGACUUGGGUGUUCAUCGUGUUCGCAUCUUCCGAAAGCGGAUCUUGACGGAGAAGAAGGAGGAAGUCUUCAAGGCGGACGGACGUUACACCUUUCUUAUCCCCGUUGAGGAGGGUUUCCGGCCGACGCCCAGGCCGGAGAAGGUUGACCGCGUGGUAAUUGAUGGUCACGUGAUACCCAACAACGUCCUCUUCACAACACCGACACCUCAUAAUGUACCUUAUGAAACCCUUGCGUUCACUGACAACGUCAAGGUCACCGUUAGCUUCCUCAAGGAACACGAUAAAGUUUACGUGCAAUCGAAUACCAUAGUUGGCGACGUGAGACAUCCAACAGGAGUCGUGUUAGCAGAAAUAAUUAAACCGAACAUUCCAGUACGCAACGGUGUAGUCCACUUGAUUCAACGACCUCUUAUGGUCGUCGAUACCACGGUGAAGGACUUCCUCGAGUCCUUCAAGGGCAUCGAAAAGAAGGAUGGGCCAGUGUAUAAGUUUUACGAGACCAUUCGAGAUUUCGGCGGGGAGAUCAUGAGCACCAUCAGUCAUCUUCGUGAUGUCACCCUGUUCGCGCCCAGCAACGCUGCUCUUGAGGAACCUGGUGUACAGAAGAUUCUGCAGAACAAGGAACGUGUGAAAGAGAUCCUGAAUCUUCACUAUGUGAAGGAACGGUUGCCACUCGAUAAAAUCAAGAACAAGAGCGUCAGCCAGAAAUCCUCGAUCGGGAAGCCACACUUUGCGGUUGCCACAGCAGCAGACAGGAAGAAGCUGUACUUUAAUGUGGUCCAGGAACCAAGCGGAAACCAGAUAGUGACCGUCGAAGGUGGUGGCGUGAACGCAACAGUGGUCACUGCAAAUAUCGCUGCUACCAAUGGACUGAUUCACAUCAUCGACAGAGUUCUUGGUGUGCCCUAUACCAAUGUGCUGGAAAAGCUUAGAACCGACCCUAUGCUCAAUUCCACCUACUUCCUUGGACAACGCAUCGGAUUCAACAGUCAGCUGAACGAAACGAGGACGCGUUUUACAUACUUUGUCCCACGCGAUUAUGCCUGGAGUGUGUCUGCUAUCAGUUACCCAUCUACUACGAAAAAGAUCUUCAUGGCUGAAUACAGCUAUCACGCGAGACAAAUCUUAGAACGACACCUCGUGAUAGCAGAUGAGGCGUACACGAUGGCGAAGCUAAGAGAGAUGAAACACAACGAGACCUUCGUUCUUCCUGCAGCCAGAGACAGUCUGAAGCUUCGUGUCCGUGAAGCUGGCGAAAAUGACACGUACGAUGAAAACAUGAUCCGACCAAAAACUUUCGGUUACCAGAUCGAGUGGGAGGGUACAUGGAUUCGAGUGUUUCGUCCGGACGUCGAGUGCACCAACGGUAUCAUCCACGUAAUCGAUGCAGUCUUACUGAAGGACAGCGACAUCAGGGUAACCGGAACCGCGUCAAUCACUAGCCUCGCAUCAAACUUGAUCAUGAUCCUGGUGGCCAAGUGGCUGCUUUAAGGCCGAAUCUCUUCUAAGUCUGUCAUAGGUGCACCUAGGAAUUUAUUUCGGGACCGUCUCCGAUCGUCCUCGUCCAAGAAAACGCAGUGCACGAGAUCCGGAUUCGAACUUCGAACUUGAACUCUGAACUUUGAAGGAAGUUGUUUUGAACGCGUGUUCGUCAGAGUCGAUGAUAUCGGUCCUCGAACGACUCUAUUCUCGAAUAUUCGUAGAGAUCAGAGUGGUCCGCGAUCUCUCAAGUGUCGCUGCGUAAACUGUGUUCGAGGGGUUUUGGCUUUCGCCUCGCUUUUAAUGGAAAAAGAAUAAAGGCCCCCUUAUAUGUGUUCCCCAUGAAAAAAGGCACGAUCGAUGGAUCGGGGACGAUCCUGAAUGCGAAGCGACUCCAGGUCGAGAUUCUUGACCUGAUCUACAAGAGAAGAUGUCGUGGUUUCUGUCUCGAUCAGACAAGAGCCUAACCGAUCGAUAAGCAACGUGAGCGAAGCUUAAACAGGAACCAUACUAUUUAGCAGUUUCAAAGUUGAAUUAUCGUCGUCAGUAAUGGUUCGCUACGAACGUGCAGGUGUUAUUACGUAACUAUAGAGAUUCUUUUGAUUUGAAGUUUUAUCGUAUCGAUAGGAACCGUCAGGUGUCUCGUGCGCGCGCUCGUAUGCCCCAGGAAGUCUAACACGAGAGUCUUCGAGGACCUCGCACGAAUAAAAUACAGAAGAGAAAAGAUUUCAACGGCGACGAUUGCGCGGCGAAGCAAUUUCGCGAGUUAGAGGCGCCAUUGAUCGUACCAAAUGAUAAAUUAACCGUACCAACCAAGUAAGUAAUUUAGAGAAAACUUUACGAACGAGAAAGAACGAACGUGAAGAUAGAGCAGACAUUUCGGGGAACUUUCUUCGAGUACAAGGGCAACGAGGGUUGGCCUUUUCUAAAGCAAUUCUAUUCAAUUUCUCGUUAGGCUGGCAGAGAAGAGCAUGUUUCUUCUUAUUUUAUUUUACUCGAUUCAAGUUACCAUGCUGGCGUUCCUCUUUUCUGAACGACCUAGGAUUAUGACCAUACGAAAGUUCAACCAAGCUGUGGAGGAUCCAAUUGUUCUUUCUAUACCGAUAUUUUAGAAGAAACGCAGGUAUAAGGAUAAUAUAUUCCUAACGCGUCACGCGUCUAACGUCGGUUUAGAUCGAACGCCAUUGAUCAUUCAGGCCAUAAAGCUUUUUCGUACAACAUACGACUCGCCUAAUUAUGGUACUUCGAUUUCAUUAACGAUGAUAUGCUAUAUUUCUGUGUGUAUGUAUGUAUGAACGUCAUUUCUCAUGGCGCAUGAAUCACGCGGCGAGGUACACGAGUCGCCACCUUAUCGGCAUCGCCGAAGAAUCAAAUGAAAAUUGGUUCUAUGAGAACUCUGUCGAUGUACAUAACAUAGGUAAAGCUAAACCUUCCCAAAACUCUGCAAUACUAUCUAUACGCAGAUCUUAAUUAAUCAAUACUACAUUGAGAAAUUGUCUGCUCCAACCAUUAACAGAAGAAAAUCAAAAACAGAAGAAAGUGUAGUAGGAUUUCAUUUUUCUCAAUUCGUUUGAUUCAAACAGUUCAUAUAAUGAUUCUUUUUAAUAAUUAUGGCUUUUCAUUCACGUGAAAGAAUUUUACACCCUCAGAUAAAUUGAUUCAAACGGCAGUUAAUUUAGUUCAGGUAUAUCGAUCAAAAAAGAGUGAUUGAACGAUUGAUAUUAUAUUUUACUUUGAAAUGAGUGGCCAUUUUUUUGGAAAGUAGAUAACAACAAGUACAAAAAUUUAAUCCGCGUAUUUAAUUUACACCUCGAGUUCGAAAAAUUAUAUUAUAUAUCGAUACUACAUAUUGAUAUUAUUAAUUGUGUAUUAAUUAAAAUUUUUUCUAAUAAAUUUAACAACAAUUUUAUUAUAGAUACAAAUGUAAUAAUAAAAUAAUUUUCGUCUCUCCAAAUCAAAAAAUUAUUCGAAAACAUGGAUAAUAAAGUUAUCGAGUCAUAAAAAUAGUUAAAAAAAAGAAAAAAAACUGAGCGAAGAAUGCAGUAUCCCAUCAUAGUACUCCAGAGUUAGAAACCCUCUUGACCCAAAAAACGAAACUUUGAAACGAUAAUUGGGCAUCGUUAACUUUCGACGCGUGGUUUUGCGCCUUAGUUAUGAUUUCCAAUUACACUUGCUCUCUGUAUCAUAUCGUAUUACACUGUUUACUUACUAAUAAUACUGCCACGUCUUAUUGCAAGCUGAAUUAUACUUGCAAACGAGUUUUUGUACAAUUAUCCUUAAAAGAGACGGGAGCUUUGCCCAUUAGAAGUGACUCGAUCACAUUCCGACAUUCUGCAGGUUAUUUGAACGAAUCUUUGCAUUUAAAGAGAAAUUUUCAAGGCGAAUUUGUUUCUUGCUUAACGCAUUCGCUGCUACCGACGCAUAUUUAUAUUGCGCCACGUAUUGAAAUAGAUUUUAAUUGUAAAUAAUUUUGCUGACAAAGCUAUUGUGUUUUUAAAUUUGUGCCUUUUCAUAGAUGAACAGACUGUAAGAGACAAUGAAUUAAACAAAAUGUCACUAUUUGAAAUAAUUAUAGUAGCAGUGAAUGUAUUAAUAUGUUACUUGUGCUUGGACUAGGUAAUUAAUCAUUACCAUGUGAGUUCAAGUGGAACCAAAGUUCUUUUUCUUACCAUACUCAAUGCUUGGUAUCAAUCAAGAGUUAAACGUGCAAUUUUAUUCGAAAUAUUAUUCGAGAAAUAUUAAAAAUAUUAUUCAAAACAUUAAUUGUAUGAAAACAAAUGCAGUGAUCGUACAAGUAUAGGAAUGAUGUGGCAGACGAAGUCUUUGUCUUGUUACUUUUCUGAUUUAUGCGAGAAUUCGUUUAAGCAGACUGCAUAACACGUAAAAUACUCAUCCAGAAACUUUUUUUUUUUAUCGACUGUACAGUGCUAUAUAUAAUAUAUCUAUACAUAUAUAUUAUAUAGAAUCAUCUGUGUCAAUGCACCGUGUCACAAUAAUGUCGUAACCGAGAUUAUUCCCGGAUUUGUAUUUUCUUUCGACUAACGUAUCUCAGUUUAAUCUUCUGCUAUUUUAUACCUUUCUUUUUACUUUAUAUUAAUAUUAUAUAAAAUAACAAUUCCUACUAUACGUAACUAUAUAAUAAUUAUACGUAAUUAAUUAAUUUGAAUCUAGUGAGUAGUUUAAUUUUUAAACUCCAUAAUCUCACUUGAACUGAUAUAGACAUAUGAGAUAGCGAAAGGUUAAACUGUAGACUCGUAAUCCAAAAUCAAGAAACAAAGCCGAAAGAUUAUAAGCAAAUGACACAUCACAGUUUCAUUCCACGAUUAGUAAGAGCUUAGCUAUGUGUGUACAAGUAAUUACAAAGAUCGCGCGUGUCUGUUAAAAAACAGAGAAUAGAUACAAUCUAUGGGAAUCAUUAGAGGUCAGUCAGAUAGAAGACGAGAGAACCCGAGUAUUCAAAGGUGAAGAAAGAAACGCCUUUCGGAAACGGAAUUUCGUUUCCUCAUAGAGCAUAACAUAUUGCGACGAAAAUAGGGCAGGGGGGGAUAAACAAAUAAAAUAGCGAAAAGUGUCGUUCAGUAAUCGAAACGCCGAAACUAAAAAUGGAUGAAAAACAAUGAACGAUCGGAUCGGACUCUGUCGGGUUUCCGGUCGUUUCACGCGCGUUAGUUAGAAAGGAGGAAAAAGAACACAACAGAAAAAGAAAUAAGAGAAGACGGAAGACUUGUAAUUAAGAAAUCAUUCAGCUACUGCAAUUCUCUUCGCGAAAAUGAAAUAAAGAAAAAAAAAAAAAAAAA